AUGCCCCCCAAGAAGGCUGUCAAGGAAGAAAAGGCUAUGCUCGGCCGUCCCUCCAACAACUUGAAGAUUGGUGUUGUUGGUCUCCCCAAUGUUGGUAAAUCUACCUUCUUCAACGCUCUUACAAAUGCCUCUGCUGCUGCUGAGAACUACCCUUUCUGUACUAUUGACCCUGAGGAGUCUCGUGUUGCUGUUCCUGAUGAGCGUUUUAACUGGCUGUGUCAACACUACAAGCCUGCCAAGGAGAUUCCUGCCUAUUUGACUGUCAUUGAUAUUGCUGGUCUUGUUAAGGGUGCUGCUUCUGGUGCUGGUUUGGGUAACGCUUUCUUGUCUCACAUCAAGGCUGUCGAUGCCAUUUUCCACGUUGUUCGUGCUUUCGAUGAGGCAGAUGUUAUUCACGUCGAGGGUGAGUUAGAUCCUCUUCGUGAUAUGGAGAUUAUUCGUGAGGAAUUACGUCUCAAGGAUGAGGAGUUCCUUACCAAGCAAGCUACUGAAUUAAAUGCUGCUGUCCGUCGUGUUGGUAACGGUGGUAAUGCUCAAGAUAAGGCCAAGAAGGAGGAAGCUGCUACCGUCCAAAAGGUCCUUGAUUAUGUCAAGGAAGGUAAUGAUGUCCGUCAUGGUACUUGGACCAACAAGGAGAUUGAAGUCAUCAACGGUCUUCAUCUCAUCACUGCUAAGCCUGUCAUUUACCUUGCCAACUUGUCUGAAAAGGAUUUCCUCCGCAAGAAGAAUAAGUGGCUUCCCAAGAUCAAGGAGUGGAUUGACAAGAACUCUGCUGGUGACCCAAUGAUUCCUUAUUCCGGUGCUUAUGAAUACCGUGUUUCUCUCGCUGCUGAUGCCGAGGAAAAGGCUGCUAUUCAAAAGGAAUGCAACGCUCCUUCUGUUUUACCCAAGAUUAUUGUUAUGGGUUAUGCUGCCCUUAACUUGAUCUAUUACUUUACUGGUGGUCCUGAUGAAGUUAGAGCCUGGACUGUUCGCAGAAAUACCAAGGCUCCUGGUGCCGCUGGUGUCAUUCACUCUGAUUUUGAACGUGGUUUCAUUAUGGCUGAAGUCAUGAAGUAUGAUGCUUUGAAGGAAUUGGGUUCUGAAAGUGCUGUUAAGGCUGCUGGCAAGUAUAUGCAAAAGGGUAAGGAAUAUGUCGUUGAAGAUGGUGAUAUCAUUUAUUUCAAGUUUAACGUCACUGCUCCUGCUGCCGGAAAGAAGAAGUAG
Molecule: messenger RNA, 1206 nt
Organism: Mucor velutinosus
Lineage: Eukaryota; Fungi; Mucoromycota; Mucoromycetes; Mucorales; Mucoraceae
Exons: 3
Coding region: 1-1206 (401 amino acids)
Cellular component (GO): cytoplasm
Molecular function (GO): ATP binding; GTP binding; ATP hydrolysis activity
Source: RefSeq, a predicted model, not a curated record